This is a messenger RNA of Neolamprologus brichardi, 6134 nucleotides long. Lineage: Eukaryota; Metazoa; Chordata; Actinopteri; Cichliformes; Cichlidae. The record is from RefSeq and is a predicted model, not a curated record.
AGAGCGACGUACCUGGUUAAAGGAGUUCUGGACGCAGUCGACCGUGGAUAAAGUGGGCUCUGUGGAUACGGACAGAGGAGGAGUGAAGUCUCUUUUAGCAGGAAGAGAGGAAGGAAACCCUUUAAAAGUGAGUUUUGAAAACAACCGAGAGGAUUUAAGAAGUGGACGCGAGCCGUGAGUGGGAGCGUGGCAGAUGUAGGAUGACAACAGUAAAGGAGGAUUAAACCGGAGGGGAUGUUAAGAAAAGUGAUGAGAAGAAUAACCGCACAGCAAGGAGUGAUUUCAGCGCAGGCAGGAAUGGCUUGAUUCGGGACCUGUACUGUCGAGAGGCGCUCAUGUUUCUGUGGGAGAGAAAGAAAGUUUUCUGCGCGUCCCUCGGAUACAAAUCUACUUUUUAACGAGCAGGAGAGAGAAAGGGACUGCUGUGACUGUGUUCCCCCCCCAAUCCCGGUGGCAGAGUCCGACCGGUUUGGCGUCGGCUCGUGAACUGUUCGCAAUGUCCAAACCCGCGCUGAAGAAGAACCACUGGACCUCCAGGGUGAACGAGGUCUCCGUGUCCAAAGAUGCCCGCGGUGAGCUCAACGUGCCGCUGCGUGGCGGCGCGGAGAACGGAGAGUUCGCCUACAUUGGACCGCUGAACCACAAUGCGGUGGUGUACAAAAGUGGGAAACUGGGUGAAGGGGAGCUUCUGCUCGAAGUGGAGAAUCUCUCGAUUUCGGGAUUACCCCUGUACGACAUAUACACCGUGAUAAAGAACUGCAAAGGACCCGUCAGGUUUAAAACUGUCAGGCAAGGUAAGACAAAAGGAAGCAAGCUGACCAAGGACCUGAAGCAGUAUCUGAGCCAGCGCUUCCAGAAGUCCUCGCCUGACCACGAACUGCAGCAGACCAUCAGAGACAACCUCUACCGUCACGCCGUGCCUUGUACUACCCGUGCCCCACGCGAAGGAGAAGUUCCUGGCGUGGACUACGACUUCCUCUCAGUAGAGCAAUUCCUGGAAUUGGAGAAAAGUGGGACCCUCUUGGAGAUAGGAACAUAUGAUGGUAACUAUUAUGGGACACCCAAGCCACCAGUGCAGCCCCCCAGUGGGAAAGUGAUUAGCAGUAGUGGUAACAGCGGUGAUGCCCCACUGCCAGACGGGCUCAGGAGUAGCCUGCCGGGCUCACAGCACUCCACUCCCCGACGCUCCAAGUCCUACAAUGACAUGCACAAUGCUGGAUUAGUGCCUGGAGAGCAGCAGCAGGAGGACGACGAGGACCUCCAUGACAUGAACAGCAGCUUUACAGGAGACUCUAGUGAAUUAGACGAGAUUCAUCACUCGGUGCGCCCUUUUGCCCCCCGCCAGAGUGACCUGUCCUACGCUGGGACAACCCCCUCACCACCGGCCACCACGGAGAGCACACAGCAGACACACACUCACCUGAGCCAUCCUCCCCCAGAGGAUCCGCUGGGACCUCUGCCCGACAACUGGGAGAUGGCCUAUACCGAGAACGGAGAGGUCUAUUUUAUAGACCACAAUACAAGGACGACCUCCUGGAUAGACCCUCGGUGCCUGGACAAACCUCAGAAACCCCUGGAAGAAUCUGAAGAUGAUGAAGGGGUACAUACAGAGGAGCUGGAUAAUGACCUAGAACUUCCUCCAGGAUGGGAGAAAAUAGAUGAUCCAGUGUAUGGAGUCUACUAUGUUGAUCAUAUCAACAGGAAGACCCAGUAUGAAAAUCCGGUGCUAGAGGCUAAGAAGCGCAGGCAGCUGGAACAGCAGCAGCCUCAGCAGCCUCAGCCCCAGAGCCAGCAGCCACCUGAAGGUGAGCGCUACAUCCGAGAAUGGAUCGAAGACUCGACGAUGGCAGGGGCUCCGUUGGCUAGCUAUGCUGCCAACCACCAGGAGACCUACAGGGACCCUCAGACAGGGCCCGCAGUGCCCAACGCGAUGGGACAAAAACGAGGGAAGCCUUUCUUUACCAGGAACCGAUCUGAGCUGAAGGGGACAUUCAUAAAUACCAAACUGAAGAAGAGUCGUAGGGGGUUUGGUUUUACUGUUGUGGGAGGGGAUGAGCCAGAUGAGUUCCUGCAGAUAAAGAGCCUAGUCCUAGAUGGCCCUGCCGCCCUUGAUGGCAAGAUGGAGACUGGUGAUGUGAUUGUGAGCGUCAACGACACCUGUGUGCUCGGCUACACCCAUGCUCAAGUUGUGAAGAUCUUCCAAUCGAUUCCAAUUGGUUCCAUGGUCAACUUGGAGCUGUGCCGUGGCUACCCGUUGCCUUUUGACCCCGACGACCCAAACACCAGCCUGGUUACCUCAGUGGCUAUCCUUGACAACAAGGAGCCCAUCAUCGUUAACGGCCAGGAGACCUCUAACAGCUACGAUUCGCCGUCCAGCCACGGCAGUCAGAACAACAACAAUGGUCCAACCAACAGCGGGGUCCCCGUCAACGGCCUCCCCCGACCCCACAGCCCCUCCACAGAGGUGGCUUCUGAUACCUCUUCCCAGCAUGGCUACCCUAGUGAUGUAGUCACCCUGGCCUCAUCCAUCGCAACGCAGCCAGAGCUCAUCACCGUACACAUGGAGAAAGGAGACAAGGGCUUCGGAUUCACCAUUGCUGACAGUCCCGGGGGUGGGGGGCAAAGAGUGAAACAGAUCGUGGACUACCCACGCUGCCGCGGCCUGAGGGAGGGCGACAUCAUCGUGGAGGUGAACAAGAGAAAUGUGCAGAGCAUGUCCCACAACCAGGUGGUUGACCUGCUCAGCAAGUGUCCCAAAGGCAGUGAGGUCACCAUGCUGGUGCAAAGAGGAGUGGCACCUGCAAAGAAGAGCCCUAAACUGCAGUUGUCAAGAAAGGACAGCCAGAACAGCUCCCAGCAUAGUGUUUCCAGCCACCGGAGCGCGCACACAGACUCGCCUGUGCACUCUUCCCUGGCACCCGCUCUCAGUGAGAGCAACGCGCCCCCACCUCCCUCACAGCCUUUGCCGGGACUCCCAAUCCAGGACUCCCCAGGAGACGGGACCAUCCAGAGAAAACCGGACCCCUUUAAGAUUUGGGCCCAGUCCAGGAGCAUGUAUGAAAGUAGGCUUCCAGACUUCCAGGAGCAGGACAUUUUCCUGUGGAGGAAGGACACGGGGUUCGGCUUCAGGAUCCUCGGAGGCAACGAGCCAGGAGAGCCUAUCUACAUUGGCCACAUAGUCAAGUACGGGGCUGCAGAUGAAGAUGGACGCCUGCGAUCCGGUGAUGAGCUGAUAUGCGUGGAUGGAACGGCGGUGGUGGGAAAGUCGCACCAACUGGUGGUCCAGCUGAUGCAGCAGGCUGCCAAGCAGGGCCAUGUCAACCUCACAGUGCGGCGCAAAACCACUUACGCUGUUAAAGCAGAGGGAGACAUGCCUCCAUCGCCGGCGUCUUCGCACCACAGCAGCACCCAGGCGCCCAGUCUCACAGAAGAUAUUGGGAAGCGCACCCCACAGGGCAGCCAGAACUCCCUCAACACAGUGAGCUCCGGCAGCGGCUCCACCUCUGGCAUCGGCAGCGGUGGAGGAGGCGGAGUGGGCGGCGGGGGCGGCGGCAGUGCCGUGGUCGCCGCUGCGGCCGCCACCACCUCCUCUCAGCCGCCCAUCGCCACCCCCACUGUCGUCUCGUCCGCUUUGCAGCCCUACGACGUAGAGAUCCGCCGCGGCGAGAACGAAGGAUUCGGUUUCGUCAUCGUCUCGUCGGUGUCGAGGCCGGAAGCUGGCACCACCUUCGCUGGAAAUGCUUGUGUGGCCAUGCCCCACAAAAUAGGACGCAUCAUUGAGGGAAGCCCAGCAGACCGCUGCGGGAAGUUGAAAGUCGGCGACCGCAUCCUGGCUGUGAAUGGAUGCUCGAUCACCAACAAGUCCCACUCGGACAUCGUCAACCUCAUCAAGGAGGCUGGAAACACAGUUACACUACGCAUCAUUCCUGGAGAUGAAUCAUCGAACGCAUCUCUGUUGACGAAUGCAGAGAAGAUCGCCACUAUAACCACUACCCACACCGCUCAGCAGCAGGCCGCACCGGAGGCCAGGACCAACACUAAACCAAAACAGGAGUCAUUUGCCCCGCAAGCCGCCCCUCCCCAGCCCCCCACGCAGCAACCCCCAAGCACUCAGGAUUCUGAGUUCUACUCCGUGGACCUGGAGCGAGACAACAAAGGCUUCGGCUUCAGCCUGCGAGGAGGCCGCGAGUACAACAUGGACCUGUACGUGCUGAGGUUAGCCGAGGACGGAGCAGCUGUUCGCAACGGAAAGAUGAUGGUCGGCGACGAAAUCUUGGAGAUCAACGGCGAGAGCACCAAGGGCAUGAAGCACGCGCGAGCCAUCGAGCUCAUCAAGAAUGGAGGCCGGCGAGUCCAUCUGGUGCUCAAGAGGGGUGACGGCUCUGUGCCUGAAUAUGGUGGGUCAAUCUACGAAAACAUUCCCUUCUCGCCCAUCUUCACACCCUGAGCCAGGGGACACUCAAGCGGAUGGUGGUGGGUUGAAGGUGAAGGAACUAAAUCGCUCCCCCUCCCCAAGGAUCCUUCACCCCUCCCUGGAGCAAACCUACCAGGGAUGGGAGAGGGGAGUCAGGGGGGUUGGGGGUGUUGCUUCGCGCUUUUGGUCUCUUUGUGGUGGCGGUCACUCCUGGGCUUUUUUGGGAUUUCGUGGGAGAGCGGGGGGGGUCGAGGCUGCUCCUGUGGGUGCUCUCACCCCCUCCUGCUGUCACCUGCUCUCAGUUUUGUCAUGUCAUCUCGCUGUCACUUUUCACCUUCUGGGCACUGAGCAAAAGCACUCUGCUGGGACUUUACAGGAAGGUGGUGGGUCUGAUUUUCAGUGCUACAUGGGAAAAAAAAAAAAGGAAACUGUUUACAGGGUUUGACCUGAGUAGUAAAGAAAAAGGAAAGAAAAUCAAUGUUUCUUGUGGGUGAGAAGUAAUAUGGAUGUCUCUCAUUUCUCAUUACAUGCUAAUUUAGCAUUAAAAGGAAGAGAAAACUUGAUCCGUGGCAUCCCGUGAUAAAAUGGGACCUUUCACAGCUUUGGAUAGGAUGUGACAAACAUAUUUAUGAUAUUUAUUGAAGGUGAAUGUAAGCUACUGAACUCCUUUCUAAGUGAGAACUGUGUUGCGAAGAAAAAGACAGUCUAAGGCUUUUUUUUCCCCACUUUGCCAUUUUCAGUAAAUCUCACUGUACUGUGCUUGACAUUACUCACUCAUCCAUGGACUUUUUUUUUGCACCCACUGUCAGUGUUAUGGAAAAGCUGUGAAGAUAGGGACUCCACCCAUCCCCGUUUAAAAAGACGUUGAUUCGUUCCAGUUAUAUUAACUUUUUAUAGUGAUGAUUUAAAAAAAAAAAAAGAGGCAUUUUUACAAGUAUUUUUGUUCAGUGUACAGAGCCAUGAAUCAAAGCCACAUAUUAAUGGAUAAAAGUUUAUUGCUGCAUGAACAUGUCAAAAGUGUAAAUUGUUUUUUGGUUUUUUUCCCCUUCUAUUGUCUACUUUCCAUAAUAUUUAUGGAACAUUUCUUUCUUUUCUGUUUUCCUUUUGUUUUUCUAAUCGUAUUGAUUAGUUUUGAUAGUCACAAGUCAUUUUAAAUGUUUUCUUUUUCAUUUUGUUGCUUUUUUUUUUUGAGUGGAUACAUUUGCCUGUUUUGAAAAGUUCAUCAAUGUAAAGUUUAUUUGAGCUGAGAAUGUGCUGUCAAAACCUGCACCGAUGUGACAUCAUGUGAACUUGUAUAUUUUGGAUCAUUGUUUGUACUUUUGAAAAAUCUUUAUUUUUAUUAUUUUAUUUUUUUUAGUUGGCACAACCUUUGACAGUCUCGCCAGUAUUUCUUUUGAUUUCUAUCAGCACUGUAAAACUGCUUAAUUUGCUGGUGUGUGUGCGCGUCUGUGUGUGUGUGUGUGUGUGUGUGCACCAGUCUCACUGUUUCAUUUUUUUGAUUUUCUGCUGCUUCUUCAUUAACGUGUCUAGGCGUGUGAGUGCGCUUGUGUGUGGGUGGGUGUGGCAACUCUUAUGUCCGAUGUGUGUACGCUUGUUUCCGGGGGACUUUACUCUGUAACUGAUGGUCUUCACUGGGUUUUUGGCAACUUCCUGGACUGUCUCUUUAUUCUGAAUGAGUCGAUGAUCAAAUAAACACAUUUUUUUUCAUUAAGAAUCAACA